Lucilia cuprina (Australian sheep blowfly) is the source of this 1649-nucleotide messenger RNA. RefSeq names its product MYG1 protein. The transcript has 3 exons. NCBI's taxonomy places the organism in Eukaryota, Metazoa, Arthropoda, Insecta, Diptera, Calliphoridae. The coding region runs from base 190 to 1341 and encodes 383 amino acids. Gene Ontology annotation, cellular component: nucleus; cytoplasm. The record is from RefSeq and is a predicted model, not a curated record.
UACACCCCUGGCACCAAAUUGACAGAUUUAAACUAGGCAGCACUGGUCGAAUGUAAUCAUGCAAGAUGAAUUCGUAUAAGAUGCCAUACUGAACAGUAAAAUGUCAAAUCACACAUAUAAAAAAUAUACUCUCAAAAGUUGUUAUGUCAUGCAAUCUGCAAACACCUUGUACAAUUUGUACUUGUAAACAUGUGUAGCAUUUUCACAAGCAAAUUGUCGAUAUUUCGGCAUUAUCUUACGAUUCCAAAAACAAACAAGCCCUAUUUAUUUAGAAUGUCUGUCACAACUGUCAGCGCUAUAAGCCCCAAACGUUUGCGCACGGAGGGAGCACCUUUAACUAUAGGCACACAUAGUGGCACCUUCCAUUGUGAUGAGGUGUUAGCUUGUUUUAUGCUUAAACAAUUGCCUGAAUAUGAAAAUGCUAAAAUAUUAAGGUCACGCAAUGAUGACGAACUGCAUGAACAUUGUGAUAUUAUUGUGGAUGUGGGAGGUGAGUUCGAUCAUGAGAAAAAGCUUUAUGAUCACCAUCAGAAAACAUUUCAGGAAACCAUGAGUAGUUUAAGACCUGAACUAGGAGAUCAGUAUAACAUUAGAUUAAGUAGCGCCGGUUUAGUUUUCUGUUUUUAUGGAGAACGUGUUAUUGAUGAAAUCCUCAAAAAGCAUGCCAAUGUAUCGCUUAGUCCGGCAAAUUUAAAAUUAACAUUUAACCAAUUGUAUGCCAACUUUAUAAGUGAACUUGAUGCUAUUGAUAAUGGAGUGCCUAUAUGUCCUGAUGGUAAGGAACCUUUGUAUAAGAUUUCCACACAUCUAUCGAAAAGAGUGGCUAAUUUCAAUCCAAGUUGGGAAGAGGAAGGCACUAAUGUGGAUGUCAAUGCCCGUUUCGAAGAAGCAAUGGCUUAUGCAGGCAAAGAAUUUAUAGAUAAUGUGUUGUCGAUUGGUGCUUCUUGGAUAAAAGCUAGAGAAUAUGUACGCACUGCUUUGAAAAAUGCCAAAGACAUUUAUGAAACUGGUGAAAUUUUAUUGUUAGAAAAGUUUUGUCCCUGGAAACAUCAUUUAAGUGCUUUGGAGAAGGAAUUUGAAAUGGAGGGUGUACCAAAACUUGUGAUAUUUAAAGACACUUCGGGUGGUUGGCGUGUAGCUGGUGUUCCUGUAACACCUGACAGCUUUUUGGGUCGUAAAUUUUUGCCAGAACCUUGGAGGGGACUAAGAGAGGAAGAGCUUUCUAAGGUAGCUGGUAUCGAAGGUUUAACAUUUGUACAUCACAGUGGAUUUAUCGGUGGGGCCAAGACAAAGGAAGCAACCUUAGCAAUGGCCAUUAAGAGUGUUCAAUGGAGUUCCUAGAAAAAUGUAAUAAAAUUAAAUAAAAAAAUGAUAUUAAAAUUUUUUUAAAGAACAAAAUGAUUUUAUCUUGGAACAAAUUUUGUUAACAAAUUAAGUCCCCACAUAAUAAUCUUAUGAUUGUAAAUUUUUUCUCUUAUUAAACAAUUCUUUCUGUAAUUCUUAAACACGAUUUUGUUUUACAUUUGUUUAAAACAAAUUAUUUUAUUUAAAUUAAAAAUCCUUCAGCUUGAAACACUUUUGUGAGAAUUUAAUUACAAAAUACAAUAAGAAAAGUAAAUAAAACCAGUUUUGCCUUUUCCCACCAUCUA